Molecule: messenger RNA, 10104 nt
Organism: Hyalella azteca
Lineage: Eukaryota; Metazoa; Arthropoda; Malacostraca; Amphipoda; Hyalellidae
Product: small subunit processome component 20 homolog
Exons: 4
Coding region: 132-9401 (3089 amino acids)
Cellular component (GO): nucleolus; small-subunit processome; 90S preribosome
Source: RefSeq, a predicted model, not a curated record
CUUUGGCAGGCGUGUUGACAUGGCUGAAUGAAAUCCAUAACAUGCCAACAAUCGUUUCAAACUUGAGAUUUUCUGUAAAGUAGACCGCGUACACAUUACUCAUUAGUAAUUUGUUAAUAACGUGCGGAAUCAUGACAAAACUUUCUAGGCCUCAAGGCCCUAAAGGACUCUCACUGAACAAACCAGCUCCUGGUGCUAAGGGUAAAAUCAGGAAGCUUAAGAAUAAGAACAGAUCAUGUUUGCUGCCAAGACCUGCCAAAAUGGGCCGCAAGGGCUGGCUGGGGUUUGCCGAGCGAUGUCGGCGCAUGACAGCAAAUCCCAUCAAGAUCCUGCAGCAGCAAACUGGGGCCACUGACAGGACACAUCUCAGCCAUGCUAUUGCCAAGUGGAAGCCACUUAAUUUAUCUUCACAGUUUGUUGCGCUGCAGCGCGAGUUGGGACCAGACGUGCAGAGUCUGGCACAGUUGUUGUACCACCGCAAGCGUGUUGCUGCCAUACUGCUGCGUCAUCUUGCUAGACAUAAUGACACUGCUGCAGGAGAAGAAGAACUUACUGCAGAACAGUUGCAUGUACAAGCUUUGGCUAAACUCCAAACAUCAGCCUCCACAGAAGCUGGUGAUCUCACCCAGACUCAUGACAAUGACCUGUCAAGUGACAGUACUGCUCUUGAGACACAUGAUGAUGAGAAUUUUGUGUCUUCAAACCUGAUCCCUAAAGAGGCCAGUUACUUUACUCGUAGGUCCCGUGAACAGGAUUCCUCAGCUGAAGAGCAACAAAAUUCAGUGCUUGAGCCUCUGUUGCAUUUAGUGGUGGCUUUUGCAACAGACAUACCCCAGCAUUUUUACGAGCAUCACUUCUAUGAGUUUUUACCCCACAUUGUCAGCUACUGUGACUCUCAGGAGCCAGCACAAAUCGAGCAAGUAUUUUCAUGCUUGCUGAAUCUCCUAGUUACCCUCAAGUCUGAUCUCAUACGUGAACCAUUCAAGCUUUACUCUCAAUGUUUUGCCGACCUGCUGUCCAGCUCACGGCCUUGGUACAUCAACGACAUUGCCGUGCAAACCUUCGCCUUCAUUGUGCGCAAGGUGGUGGAUAAGGAGCUGUUCUUCUAUCAAGUCUUCAAGCGACUGGCCAAGGAUCCAAGCCAGGCCAAGGGGCUUGGCAAGCUGCUCACGGCCGUCAUGAAGUCCAAUAGCCUGAACCGCGUACACAGCGUCACUGCAGAAGUGGUGCGCAUUAUGCUUAACCUGCUGGCACUUUCCCGUGUUCCACAGGCUCUUACUUUGGAGGCUUUCCUUGUUGGUCUUAAGGGCUUGUUAUGUUUCAUUGCUCUCAAGAACUCUCUUAAGAAUUGGCAGGAAUUCUGGGCUGAAGAUAACGAGCGUGUGUGGACCCCGAUUUGGCGACACCUUGAUGCGCUAGUGCAAGAACUGCCACCUAUGGAAGCCCUUGCUUCAUGUAAGGGCGACGCUGAAGACGAGACAGACUUGCCAUCCAAAGUAUUGGAUGCAAGACAGGAAGAGGAGACAAAUAGCGAUGAUGGCGGAGAGAUGAGUGACAUGAAAGAGUUACGUAUAAGACUUGGCAUAAAAAGCUCCUCAGCCUCGAGGACUUCAACGUGUACGGUCAGUGUUGACUGUCAGCUGACAUCUGUUCUAUCUGUUGUAAAGUUUUUAGUCGAAUUUAAGCGGGGAAGUUUGCUGCCUGACGUCUGUCUAGUGUUCAACAAGAUUGAGAGUCUAUUGGCACGCCACUCAUCGCCAGAAGUUGGCCAUCUUAUUGCAGAUAUUCUCGUGUGCCUUUUAAAGUCACCAAAGCAUCAGGCUUGUCCUGGAAAUUAUGAAGCAGCCGUGCCUCUUCAGGUCCGCCGCAACCGUAUUAUUUCCCUCAUGUUUCAGUCUAAUUUCCCCGCCCCUGUUUUGUUCUCUUUCGCGCGUGGCUGUUCAUCGCUGGAACAUUUCCAACACGAAGUGCUUCCCAAACUCCUACGAUAUCUUGACAGCAUUGUGUUUAGCUCUCAGGAUGAUGAAACUAGGCUGUCUGUGUUGUCCCUUGUGAUGGAUCUGUUGCUCCAUCACCAACCUCCAGUCACCUGCGGUGAACAACUUUCUCAGUGGCAGAAAUAUCCUCUGUUAUUCAGUAAAAGGUGUCCCGCGAAUACCGACAAAAUGAGCCCCAGCUCCGUGCCGGAGCUGCUAGAGUCUCUGGCGUGCGGAGGUCUGAUGGACGACCUCAGCAACAUUGAAGCCCUUCUCACAUCCGUCUUGUGCGUGCCUCACGUAGAGCCUUUGGACUGCCAGGAGAUGGCCUCUUAUCUUGCAGGCAUACUCAGCGAUGCACUUAAUAGUCUUCAAGUGUCACCUAAAACUGUCAUGGCGACCGAAGAACUCACUCCCUUAGAUCGCCCCGUCACCAAGAAACGCUCGCUUGAAAAUGGAGUUGAGAAUCCAAAUUCCGGCUCCUCUCUUCCAGUUUUUGACUUCAACAUCGAUGUUUCCUUGGACCGCUCAACACACAUGCUACUUUUCCUCGUAGAUGUCACUGUCGAGGCGUUGGCUCACACGCUGUCUACGAGAGACUUCCUCGCUACCCUCACGGGCAUGAAUGUCAUUAAUAUCCUACGAGGACACCCACAGCACCGAGAGAACGAGCACCUCCUUAGAGCCAUCGACAUAUACCUCACCAUUGCUGCUCAAGCACCCGAUAAUCUAGAUGAUUUUGUAACAAACCCAAUCUCGGAAGAAACUUUCUGUGCUGUUUACAAGAUACUGGCGCCGUCUUUAGCCUCACCCAGCGCCCAGACCCGCAUGCUCGUCGCUCACAUCCUUUCGUUGUUCCCUCUGCAGCUCCCUCCGCCUCCCAAUGGCACCGCCAAACUCGAAAACCUCUUCCAAAUCAUGUACAAAAUCGAAUCCAUGCAAGUCACGGCCCUCAACUACAACGAACGAUUGCGCCUGCUAGCGCUCUUGGACCACGAGCGCGUUGAUGCACGAAGUCCUGUGUCUGGUAUAUGUGAACUCGCGCCAGUACUCUUCGGCAUCGGCCAAAUGUACGUCAACCUACGUCCGGUGUGGGGAUAUGCUGUUGUCUACGUCUCUGCCUUUGCUAAGAAGCUCAGCCAAGAUAACUUUUGGCCACUGUGGAUAUCGAAGCUAAAGCUCGUUUCUCACGCCGCCUUGUCGUCUGCGAUGCAUUCCACAGAAGGGAGUUUGAGUUCCACAUGUAAAACUGCAAGUUUGGUGCGCGUGCACGAGUACUUGACAAGCCACGCGGGAUCUGGUAAACUCUCAAGUCGAAUAGACCAUGCCAACGUGCGUAACCUAAUGUGGAAAACCAUGCACAGAUUCCCGAAUAUUUGUGAGCUGCGCAACAGAGACAUUGUGAGCACCUUCUUCCAGUUCAUGGAGGAGGAGAUGGAAAUGACAGACUUCAGCAUGGCUCCCACUGAGAACUUGGAGAAAACGGGGCUCUCUGCUACUGCUAAAACUGAAGAUUGUUCUGAAGAACACGAUGAAGAUGAGGCUGAUGAUGGAGAAAUUAACGACUCUGAUGAUGAUGAAAACCCUGAUGAUGAUGACCGCUUAGAUGAUAACAAUCAGUCUAAAAAUUCCGAAUUGGACGAAUCUACUGUUCUUGACGAAACUCAGAAAGACCCUGAAAAUAGCGACGUGAGAACUAAAAAAAACCGUAGAAGCAAGCUUGUUAUCAACUCCUUAUGUAACUACCUGAACUUGUUUGCUAAAUUCUACAACUUGAAGUCUGUUCACAUGGCCGACUCGCUCGAGAAGAUCUUUAUGGACUUGCUGGUGCACCCAAGCAUGCGUGUACAGGAGCUAUCCUUGUCGUGCGUUUUGGCGCUGAAGAAACGAUCGAUCUUGCCGUAUAAAGAUAGUCUCUGCCUCAUCCAGUCUAACAAAGCAUUCAAAAGAGGCGUGAUGGCUUUGCGCGUAGACAGUUCAGGUGACGACACCAACAGCGUGGCCGAAGAACAUCGCUCUGAACUCAUGCCCCUGUACAUCAGACUUCUUUACAGUAAGAUGCUCACCAGCGUCGGUAGGAACACAACAGGCAAAAAUAAGAUCCUCGUCAGGAAGACGACUGUGAUGCGUCUGCUGGCGGGCAUCAGGGACGAGGAAAGUAAAUAUCUCCUGCAUUUGGCCUUUGAGAUUCUGGAACCUCAUUUGCAGGGUUCGUGUUCCGAGGUUGUGGAUGCCGCAUUCCGAGGCCUUGAUGCCUCAAAGAGCAUUCCAUUAAAACGCAUGUACGGAGUUCUAAGUUCCUUGGACAGCAUGAUACAUUAUCUCGGUAACCUUCUCCCAACCAAGCAGUCUUAUUUCCUCAAAGUUAUUCUCCUGUUGCUGAGUCACGCUACCGUUCUUAAAGACCACACACCUUCGGUUCAUCAUUCACACAAGAACCUAUUGAAGAAAAUCAAAAACAGGGCCAUGAAUGAGUUGCUCAAGUUCUACGAUUCUUUUCAAAAUUAUAAUUGGUCCCAAGAUGAGUUGGAGGCAGUGUUCAAGUGUGUUGUGUGGCCGUCUCUCAUUCAGCUGCCCACAGAGGGCGUUAUAAACGUUCACCCUGUAUUGAAGCUCUUCAGUAAGUGGUCAGAGAAUGAGUAUCUGCACCCACUCUUCAUCAAGCAUCACCCUGAUGAUGUUACCUUGUCACCUCUGCCGUACAUCUUCUCCCUAGCCACCGAGCCUAAGUGCCGCGUUGGGGUCAUCAAUUUUAUCCUCAACAUCGUCCACAACCUCAUCGGCCAGAACGAGUCUAUGGUCGAGACGAGCGACGAACGCCCCAGGAAAUUCAAGAAAGGAAAAUUUGGCAAGGAGGAAGUGAAGGCAAGCCCAAAGCCGAGCGACUCGACUUUCGUAGACAUGAUACGCUGUGACAACCUGCUGACCGUCGCCGAGCCUACGAAGUUAGUGGACGUCAGCGAAACACCGACUUUGGGAACGAAAAUCCUCCUUCCCUACAUCCGCGCUCUGUGUUCCUGCAUGCAGACGGUGCUGCACCAGCUGCUGCGCAAGUCGGGCCGCGAUACGAAGCUUUUGCGUAUCUUGUGUCUGGUUACACAAUUUGUGUGUGAUGAUGAGGAAGGAGAUAAACUUCUCAGCCUCAUCAUUCCUAUGCUGGUCAAGAAGAAGACUGAUGACACAGAAGUUAUCAAUCACUUACUCCUGACUUCGUCGAAUCUACUGCCUAUCUCUAAGAACGUAGAGAACUUCUCUUUAAAGAUGCUUCCGCUAUUCCGUAGUCUUGUGAACCAAUCCUCGCGAGUUCAGCUCUGCAACGUCUAUGAAAAGCUUGGGAAAAAACAAAACCAGUUUAAAGACUUAUCUGAUGUCAUGUCAGGUCUCAACAGCUGGGAAGAGUCAUUCAUGGACUCCAUAGAUGUUGGUCGUAGAACUAAGUCGUACAAGCGUCUCGUGUGUUUGCUGCAGUCUACUCAGCAGUUUGAUGUCACCUUGUUUCAGUUUGCCGUUCAUCAGACAUCUUACGACCUGCAUCGAAUGACGGACAUCACUCUACAGGAGAGUGCUGUUGUAGCCGCCACGGAAGUGAUGCGGUCGAGUUUGCGUUUCUGCGAUAGUAAUCGUGCCCAGGUUAAUAGUUUGUUGAACUCCAUCUUGGUUUCCAUCAAGCGAGGUGUGACUGCUUCAUCUGACGUGGUGCAUUGCUUGCACCUGAGGCUUCUUGGCGAGGCCGUGCAUCUGGCCGGCGAUCACCUCAAGCCUCUGAAAGACCUGAAGAACAUUAACCCCGACAUAGAUUUCUUCAAAAAUGUGUCACACCUACAGAUGGCACGCCGAGCUCUAGUGCAGAAUAAGCUCAUAAGUGGCAUGGUAUCGGGCAAGUUCCCCCUAAAGGUGGAGACCAUCGAGAUGUUCUUGUGGCCGUUGUUGUGCCGUUACAUCACGAACCACCACUAUGCACAGGAGACCGCACUUAUGAACGCCACCUACACGAACCUGCUGGAGGUUGUGUUGCGGCUCUCCUGGAAGACGUACUUGUCAGGACUCAAAUUCUUCCUGCAUCGACUCAAGGACGACUCAGAAGGCAACAGACUCACCCUCAAAGUCGUGGGCAUCAUUCUUGAUGGCUUCCAUGAGGACGUUUCUGGCCUCGUGCUGCGCAAGACCAAGCUCCCUCGGGGCUCCAAAAAAGGCAAGAAAGUGCCACAAAAAUCUCGCAACCGUCAAUCCAAAAGUAGAGGUGCUAGCAAAAUGAAAAGUAAAAAAGCUAAUCUUAAAGCAUCUAUCAAUGAAACUGGGACAGAGAUUCCAAUCAAAUCCAACGAAGAUGAAGAGAGCCUCGUUUCGACAGAAAUUAAACCUCCCGUCGCUCCUGAAGACUCCAUCAAGACGAACGCGCCUGUAGACGCUGCUAAGAACGCUCAUUGCCUCAUAGUGUACAACGCUUUAGUGCGGGAGAUCAUUCCUGGCCUCAAACGAGUGUUUGAGUCUCGCUCUGAGGCUGACGGCUUCCACAAAAUGAACAAAACCAAGCGUGCGAGUGACGACGACAUCAAGAAAAUUCCCUUGGCCCUCCCUCUGGUCAAGGUGCUAAAAAAAUUUCCUGAAAGCGUUUUGGAAGCAAAUCUGAGCAAUGUGUUCUACCAGCUUAUGUGCUAUUUGCGUUCCCAUGUCCCAUACAUAAGACGAGAGGCUCGGGAAACCAUCUUGAAGGUGUUGAAGGAGGUGGGUGGCAAGUUCUUUCCCGGUCUUGUGCUAGAUUUGCGCGUCAAUCUCAAGAUGGGCUUCCAAAGACACGUCCUGAUUCACCUGAUUAAGUCGAUCUUCGUGAGCUGUGCUGAUAUUCUCAAAAGUAAUUACGUUUGCCGCUGCUUAACUGAAAUUGUUGAGCUUUGCUGCGAGGAGUUGUUCGCCAACAAGGGAGUUGAAGACCGUGCGGACGACCGCGAGAAAGAUUCCGAACCCGUGGAAGAAGCUAAAGGAGAUAAGAAGAGUUACGUGAUCAUGGCUGCGCUUGGGAGAUUUGUUCAGGUCCAGCGCGUUGAGGAUGUGUUGGGGCCCCUCAAAGAGGUCCUGACAAGCACUCACAGAAAGUCUGUGGUCACGAUGGUCGAGAAAUGCGUCACAAACUUCAUGCUUGGACUCGAGAGCAACGAAUCUGUUACGCUGGUGGAGAAGCUUAUUCUCGCCUAUGGUAUCCUCACCGAGAAAGUUGUCGAGUUCAAAAAAGAAGGAAACGCUGAAGAAGCCAUAAAAACGGUGUACGAUAUUCCAGAUCGCAUGCUAUUGGAGCCAGAACCUAAACGGGUCAAGUUGAGUGCCAAGACUUCUACAUCGACCAACAGCUACGUCUUGGUCAACUUUGCAUUCGGUCUUCUCUUCAAACUGCUGCAGAAAAAUGCCUUGUCACGUGAUGAUCCCGAACACAAUGGACUACUGGAUCCGUUUGUCGGCCUCCUCAUGAAUUUCCUACACUCCAGUCACCCUGAAGUGACCAUGUCGUGUCUGAAGUGCUUUGCCAUUCUCGCUCGCUUUCCUUUACCUUCACUUAAAGAAAAAAUUGGACCUCUUGUCGCUCAACUGUUCGUGUUACUCAAUAAAUACAACUCUACGGAACUCGAGAAAGGCCUCAUGUUCAACAUGGUUCAACUCACCUUCCGAUGCUUUGCCGUCAUUCUUAAGCACGUUGACUACUAUACUCUAACAGCUGACCACAAGCGAGUCCUGCUUGUCUACAUGAAAGACAAUCUCAUGAACCAGGCGCAGCAGAACACCGUCUUCUCUCUCCUGCAGACCAUCAUUGAGAAGAAGCUGCAAGCACCGGAGCUCCUUGAGGUCAUGGAGGUCAUUAAGAAGUUCAUCGUGACUCAUGGUUCCAUUUCAGUGCUGGACCAGUGCCGCAAAUUAUACUUUGAUUACCUUACCAAUUAUCCGACUCCUGUGGCGACUUUGACGGAAAAUUUUCUUUACUACAUUGAGAAUCUGAACUACCCGACGGUCUCAGGCCGCGUCUCAGUGUGUUUGAUGAUUGAUAACUUACUGGCUAAUGUCACCAAUGGGAUUUUCACGCAGAAAAUCACCCGAAAGUUAUGGCUCAAACUCGUCUUGACUUUGAUUAGGGAAGAAAAUGAAGACUGUCGUAAGCACCAAGAGGUGAGCUUGUCUCAGACUUUUAUUAACUCGCAACACAAGCAAUUUCUCGUAAAAGAAGCACUCAAGCUCAUGACCAGCGACGCGGACGCCACCCGCACCGCCGCUGCCACCAAUAUUCAGGUGGCUUGUUUGUCGUUGCUCGCGUUUUUGCGAGAAACGGAAGUUGAGCUCCCUAAAAACUUCUUCUCUGAUGUCCUCCCUCGAGUCGUGCAGCUGCUCAACCCUGAAAACUUCACGCCCAUUCCCCUAGAUGACGAAGACUGCACUGUUCUGGCCCAGCAGAUGUGUGUGGACAAAGCCCUUUUGGUGCUCCUUCGACUUUUUCAGAGGUUACACGAGUUGUAUCAGCAUGACAGUAAAUGGAUCUCGAUUACUAGUGAGGCAUGGGGACACGUGCGUGAAUACAUACUUUAUAAUGAGCUGGACGUUAGACUACAGGCGAAUACUCUAUUAGGGAAACUCUUUGCUUCGUACCCACUGGAGCAGAAACCUUGCCCGACCAUAGCUGCAUCCACCACCAAAGUGAGGAGUCUAGUCAAAGAUUUGGUUGCCCAAUUCCGAUGUCCUGUAUCAGUGGAAAGCAAAUUCCAUCAGCUGUGCCUGAUGGCCGUACGCAACCUAAUUUAUCUCAUCAGACAGAGCAACAAGGUGCCGAUGGUGAGCGCGGACGUGGCGCACGAGAAGCGUCAGCUCUCCAACUCCCUCGCCAAGAGCUUGUCACUCAGUCUCAAGACGGUCAAGGAACACGGCGAUAUUGCUGCCAGUGCCGUGUGGGUGAUGUCCUUGGUUUGCAAGGUGGCCGUGGAGGACCUCAAUACUAAGAGGACUGUGCGUCGGGAGGCGGCAUUUAAUCUCAUGGCGGGCGUUGUGCUCCUACUGGAGGAGAAGCUGAAUACCUGCAUGCCUGUGCUUGAGGUGAUCAUGACCGAGAUAGCCAGAGAGAACAAACAAGAACAAGAAGAUAACGAGAACAAAGACGGAGACAAGUCUUUGCCCGUAGUAAAAGAAGUGUCUGAGCUCAUUAAGGAGAAACUAGGAUGGGAAAAAUACGGAGAGUUGCUGCAUGCCGCCGAACGCGGCUUGAACCAAAAGCGUUUGUCUCGGAAGGCGAAUAAAAAAGAAAGAUUCAUCAGAAACCCAGAGUUAGUGGAGGCCGAGAGGCAGAGAAAGCAGAGACACCUUAAAGCCUCCCUCAGGAGGCGCAAGUUGGAAGGCGGACCGGCGCUUAAACGCAAGAAAAGAAAAACCAAUGAAGCGGCGGUGCAGAUUUAAUUUCAUUUAAACCGUUUAUGUUGUCAUGUUAGAGUCGUUUAGAGGAUGUAGAGGACCUGAUGUGUUGCUGCUGGCAGACUUAACAUAGUUACUGUUGAAGGCAGACUGAACAUUUUUAAUUUUGAGAUACACAGUUUGUUGUCUGAAUGUUUCAUUGUGUUGCUGUUUAUACGCACACGUGUCUUGUCCAGGUUUUCCUGUGGUUGGUUUUACAAUAAUUUCAGUUCAUCAAUCUGGAGAGCCUAAUGUUAUUCAACCAUCUAGUUAAAAAUAAUGGCAGGGGCUGAAAAAUAGAAUCUUAUCAUUGCUUGUAGUUUGAAAGUCGCGCUGGGAAAUUGGAAUUGUUAAUGCUGUAUAAAUUGAAGCUAAACCAAUCUUGAAUAAUUACACUAUAUAUAUCUUGUUUUGGGGCAUGACUCGACUGUUGAUUGCCAACACUUCUCUACCCAGGCCAUUGUCUUGCCCAAAUGCCCACUCAUGCCUCCAUACCCCCCGACCCCCCACACAUCCCCACAUGCCCCUCUCUGUUAUAUCGUUGGUUAUUAUCGCCAUAUUAUUCCUGUCCUUCGUAACCCUGACCGCUGCUGCCAAUGAUGGCUGUGUGAUAGGUGACCUGCGAUGUGCCUGCCUAUUGAAGUUUGUCAACCAUGAAUAAUUUGGCAUCCUGAAACAAUAAUGUACAUAAAUACAAUGGAGAAAGACG